GUCCUCUCCUUCCCCAACCAGUCACUCCCAAACAAGGAAAUAACCUCUCAACUUCCUUCUGGCCUCAUGUCUGCAGAACAAGAGCUGCGUGGGAUUAACUCCCUUCCGAUGGAACUUUGUGACGAAAUCGUCCUGUUAGUCGCAACAGAAUCACUCAGUCUAUGCUCUUGCGAUGUUGAUGGCCAUGAUUACUACUCCUUCAAGGAACGAAACAAGAGGCUGAGACGUCCUCGGCUCGUCAACAAGCUAUUCCAUCAAAGUGCUACUCGUAUCUUAUUUAAGGAUACCAUCAUGUGCUAUGAGGGACCCCUACGCGACGAUAUAAAUCAGACUGAGACGAAACUUCAAGGCAUUAUCGCGUCUGGCUUAACCCGCUAUAUUCAAAACCUACAUGUCGACCCGAAGCUGCUCUGUCGGAGCUUUCAUCUCCUCUUCCAAAAUCUCCACUGCCUACAAGGUUUCUUCUGCAACGUUUCCACUCCUCGGGAUGACGAACGCGACUUCAUAUUCACAGCUCUUCAGCAUGCACACCCUCCAAGUUUACGCACGCUGCGCCUUAGAGGUUACGGCCUGGGCCAUCAUCCGAGCUUCGAACGCAUGCUUGUCAUUUUUCUGCCACAGCUUCAAGAUCUUUCGGUCGAAUUGAGAGGUAAGACAAAAGAACCUAAGGAUACUAUCUUCUGUCUGGGAGAGCAGAUAUUUCGACAUGCCCAGAGGUUGCGCAGUCUCGUGAUUAAAUGGUAUGAUUUCGAAGUGCCGGGGUAUCAUUCAUUCCUCCCUCUUGAUGCACCUUUGGAGCGGCUACACCUGACUCGUGUGGUGAUCUCAUAUGAGUUGCUUUCAGCAGUCUUGUCAUAUAGAGAGACGCUAUUUUAUCUGCGCUUCCGUGGUGUCACCUUGCGGACGGGAAGUUGGGCCCAGUUCCUGACCUCAUUAAGGCGUUUCCCAAAAUUGGUCGACCUUAUGGUGUUGGGGUGUCGGUAUGAGCCCAGCGCUGCGCACAAUGAUUUCGAAGAAAUUUCCCGUUUUUCAACGCUAAGACCUGAUGACAUCUCUGCAUACGAAGCGUGCUUGGCAGAAGUAAAAGCACGCCAGAAAGAAACGGGCUAUAAAGAACCCUGGACAACUUCAUGGUCAGAUCUGGACCCAGGACGCCACUGGACACGGCUUGCUAUACGGCUUGAUUCGCAAAAUACUGGAUUGAGUGAAUGAAGAUCUGUAGAUAAACUGGAGACUUGCUAUUGCUUGCCCGCUUCAGCUGUUGUACCUGCAAACGGCAACUGCUGAAUGCUGGAUUAGUUUACAUUGCUUUGCAGAAUUCGCAAGUUGAGUCAAACUUGGAAUACAAC
Molecule: messenger RNA, 1349 nt
Organism: Aspergillus homomorphus CBS 101889
Lineage: Eukaryota; Fungi; Ascomycota; Eurotiomycetes; Eurotiales; Aspergillaceae
Exons: 2
Coding region: 67-1212 (381 amino acids)
Source: RefSeq, a predicted model, not a curated record